AAAUUCAAUGUCUUCGUGGUCAUCAGCUGUUGUCUUUGGUAAUCUGCAAUCUUGCAGCAGAUUAAUCAAAAACCAAAGUCUAUUUACGACAACCGGAUGAUGCUUGAUAGCUGUAAACGUGCAGAAUCCUGCUUGAUAGUGAACCCAAACAUUGGCUGAUCUUCUACAAUAUUUAUUGCUGUGUUGUUAUUAUUGUCAUAGAUAUAUGUUGAGGUUUAAAUUUAGUAUAUGGCAAGAGUUGAUUCGAUGCUGAAAAGAUGGAGGUUAACCCAUUGAGCAUCAUACUGGUUAAGUCGGACAGCAAAGGGGACAGACUGCUUUUCAGAUAUCCAUUUCACAUGCAAGAGAAGAACGAACCAUCAAAUGCUCGUCGUCGUAAUCCCUACACCUUGCCCAUUGUUGAUGAUUCCCUGCAGACCAUACCACAGCCACGUUCCAACAUAAACAAAUGUCAGCUGACGGGAUUCACUGACGAGGUACUCUCGUCGCUGUUUGCGGUAAAACCGGAGCUGUGCAAUAGGAAAUUCGAACUGAAAGUGAACGAUGUCCGUUUCGUCAGUCAUCCCACGUUGCUUCAGUUGAGGAAGAAGCAGCUGGAUACAUCUGGAUGUUUACUGAUAAAUGUGGUCUUUGCACUACAAGCUCUGGCAACUCAUUCAGUUGUUAAAUGUUACCAUGACUUGAGCAAGCUGAUGGGAAUACUGCUGGAGCACGAGGAAACACGAUGCGGUUACGUGAACGACGAAAUGCAAGUGAUGAUGACCGCGCACGACGAUGGAUAUGCAAGUAACCCGGACGCCGCAUUCCUUACGAUCCUCGAGAAGAGCAUUCUUGCGAAGAACCUGAAGAAAAUGUACGAAGACCUGUGCGGCACCGGCCUCGUCAACAUCCGCAUCAACAGAUGGAUUCCACUGAAUUUCUGCUUACCACAGAAAGUGCAUCAGUGGCAUCUGCAGGGUAAGCUCGUGGAACCGGAGGACAUAGAUCGAUGCAUCAAGUCGCUGAGACCGUACCACAGUUUGCUGCUGCUCUGUCCGGUGCAAUCCAUCAACGAUUUCAUCUCUCUGGACGGAUCACCAUCCUUGAAACGCAUGCUGACGCAGUACUCGCCGCUGAAGAAUCUGCAAACGCUCGCCACGGAUUCUGAUUUGACGCCGUCCCAUAUCUUCGACCUGACGGCGCAUCUGGUGUACUGGGCUAGGGCCACGGUAAUCUACCCGAUCUGUUCGACCAACAAAUACGUGAUAGCUCCAGAGGCUUCAUUGCAUCUUAAUUCGCCACUGGUCGACAAGUUCAGCGAGUUGUUCCAAGGGAUGAAUCUGAUAAGAGCAAUCAGCGAGUUUUCUCUCCCCACGUCCCUCGGACAGAAGUGCAAUCCGCUACAUCACCCUUCCCAGCAAUCGACCUUGGUACAGAUGAUCAUCUGGAUGCUUCAGAACCAUCUUUUGCUUCAGCUACACACUUAUAUCCAAUUUAUGAUAGCAGAUCAGUUCGUGGCCAAUCAAUCCGAAAGCGAGUCGAUUAGUGCAACGAGAAAAAUGCGAACGGAAUCGGAGAGUGGCACAUCGACUAUAUCCGAAGGCUUGGAGAGCAAAUCCGAAGCAGAAACUAAAAACAGCUCCGAGAACUUCAGUUAUAAUUCGACCGACGAAGACAAGCACGAUUACCACGAGGAGCUGCUGUUAGAUUUCACCGACGAAGAAAGGAGCAUUAUCUUUAAGAUACCAGCAUCGAACAACACUGACGAUCUGAGGCUAUUCGCCCGGCUAUGUCGCAAAAAGUAUUUCACAGGAAACCACCACAUCGAGGAAAUAAUGUAUUUGGAAAAUCUGAGACGCAGUCAGUUGCUGCAACUUCUGGACAAGUUCCGCGAUGUAUUGAUUACCUACGAAACCGAAGACCCGACCAUCGCAAUGUUUUCCUGUCCUUGAUUGAGGGCACCCUCAACCUGCCAUUGGAAAUGUAAAUAUAUGGAAAAAUGAAGAUGAAAAAAAUGUCUCACGUGUCCAACAAAUACUGGCUGGAAUAAAUGCGAAUCUUUGCAGAAGAUAUGGACGGAAUGUACGUUGUGAUUCAAAAAGAAUAUAAUAUAUAUUUGAUUCUA
Nicrophorus vespilloides is the source of this 2104-nucleotide messenger RNA. It is a transcript of the gene Nprl3, whose product is annotated as nitrogen permease regulator 3-like protein. The record is from RefSeq and is a predicted model, not a curated record. NCBI's taxonomy places the organism in Eukaryota, Metazoa, Arthropoda, Insecta, Coleoptera, Silphidae. Gene Ontology annotation, cellular component: GATOR1 complex. The coding region runs from base 258 to 1931 and encodes 557 amino acids. The transcript has 7 exons. Gene Ontology annotation, biological process: positive regulation of autophagy; negative regulation of TORC1 signaling; cellular response to amino acid starvation.